Owenia fusiformis is the source of this 1154-nucleotide messenger RNA. The record is from the annotation of a GenBank genome assembly. NCBI's taxonomy places the organism in Eukaryota, Metazoa, Annelida, Polychaeta, Sabellida, Oweniidae.
AUAGUGAUGAGACGCGGAAUUGUUGUCUUCAUACCGUGGUAUUAAACAAGGGUCGGUUCAUAUACAUUUGUACACGAUUCUGAACAUAUGGGGCUGAAUCAGAGGCUGUUAUUUGGUCAAGUUUGAAUCAGAUCACGACGCAGGUAUCAGUAUAUAAUGAUGUUUCUAAGAUGUCUUGGUCAGUUCAGAUCUGGAAGGGAAACGUACAAACCUCUGAAGACUUCAAUCAUCAGAUACAUCAAAGGAAGAAACACUCGCUGCAUAUUAUUUGAAUUAACCUAAAAACGUCAAUAUGCGAAUUGCCGUAAUCAUACUGAUUGCGACUUGCAUCGCAGCCACACAAGCAUGUAAUCGUGGCCGACAUGACAACAAUAAGCCAGAGCCCAACAAACCCGAUAGCACAGAUGAGAACACACCAGAACGUCCAAGUGGGGAAAACCGACCAGACCGUCCACGCGGUGACUCGCUGAAUUCUAGAACACCAGACACUGAAGUAGGAGACGACGACCGUAUUAAGUAUGGUUUAGUCGGACGUCCCCAUCCCAGAUUUCCACCAAAACAUCGCCAUGGCAACCACACCGAUGGGCCACACCAUAAUGGUACAAGACCACAUCAUAACGAAACAUCACACGAGCAUCCCCAUAAACCUCAUCAUAACCACAGCGAUAGUGGUUCCAGCUCACACGAGGGUCGGCGCCCACAUCAUCCACGUCGCCGUGGGCCUAAACGUCAUAGUAGCGAAUCUCAAAGCAGUGAAUCCCAAGAAGAUGAUGUUGAAUCUAGUGGAACUGACAUUGAAAAACCAGAAAUUGAACCAGAAGUACCAAUCGAUGGCGACAACCCUGAAAAGCCCAUCGAGGGUGGUUCUGGUGAUGGUGAGGAGCAGGGUUUCUUGCCAUAGACAUAGAUAAUUGUAUUAUUAGAGAAAUUAGACUGUUGGACAAUUAUCUUUGAAUACUUGAUUGCUGGACAAUCAAACAAACAUUAGAAAGACAUUUGCUCAACUAGUCCAGAUGUUAUUUAAUUUUUAAUGUAAACCCAGUAUUUAUAAUUGGUGUCGUUCAGACAGGGUCUCGCUGACUAGGUGCCAUGAAAAUGCAAUAAAUAUGUUAUAUGAUAUAUACUUUUUGAGUUAUAUAAUUGUUUGAUCUUAA